Lycium barbarum (goji berry) is the source of this 1230-nucleotide messenger RNA. Its product is annotated as 2-hydroxyisoflavanone dehydratase-like. Gene Ontology annotation, molecular function: hydrolase activity. Bases 86 to 1048 code for a protein of 320 amino acids. The record is from RefSeq and is a predicted model, not a curated record. Lineage: Eukaryota; Viridiplantae; Streptophyta; Magnoliopsida; Solanales; Solanaceae. The transcript has 2 exons.
CCAAGACUAUAUUCCAUCUCCAACCCAAAAGCAAUAUUUCCAUAAUCUCUGUUUCUAAUUAACAUACGCACACUCGCUUUCUAUUAUGGCAGCUUCCUACAACCCUGAUGAGGUGGUCACCGAUUUCUACCCUUUCUAUCGACUCUAUAAAGAUGGUCGAGUAGAGCGUUUCUACGAACUUUAUGGUAUAACCGAAGUUCCACCAUCGCCAGAAGAUCCUGCCACGGGUGUAUCAUCCAAAGACGUGAAUAUCUUCCCUCAUGUCUCCGCUAGGCUUUACCUUCCAAAGAACACCACAAGCGAUCAAAAGCUGCCCGUCUUAGUGUAUUACCAUGGUGGAGGACUUGUGUUGGGAUCUGCCUUCUUCAAAACGGAACACUGUUACCUCAACCAUUUGAUUUCUGAAUCAAACUGCGUCGCUAUCUCUGUAAAUUACAGGCUUGCCCCAGAAAAUGACUUGCCGACACUUUACCAAGAUUGUUGGGAUGCCCUUCAAUGGGUUGCUUCACACGUUGAUGCUACCACCGUUAACAAAGAACCAUGGAUAGAAAACCAUGGUGAUUUUAACAGAAUGUUUGUAGCAGGGGACAGUGCUGGGGGCAAUAUAGUUUAUAACAUAGUCAUGAGAGCCGGUAGAGAAAGCUUAAUUGGAGAUGUGAAACUCUUGGGUGCCAUCUUGGCUUUCCCUUUCUUGUUGUUCCCAUCGCUCGAAAACAUUGAGCACACUAUGAUCUACAAGCUUUGGAAUACCAUUUGCCCGCCGUUUGAACAUGGAAUUAAUAGCCCAAUGGUUAAUCCAGAAAAGAGCCCGAGCUUAUCUAGAUUAGGGUGCUUGAGACUUUUCGUGUGUACUGGGGAGAAAGAUGACCUCAUCCCAAGAGAAAUUGUAAUUCGAUUCGUCGAAGUUGUAAAGGAAAGUGAGUGGAAAGGAGAGAUAGAGUUCAUUGAGGUUGAAGGUGAAGGUCACUGCUUUCAGGCUGCUAAUCCUGAAGCUGAGAAAGCUAAAGAUCUGAUCAAGAGCAUGGCUUCUUUCAUCCGACGGAAGUGAUUGGACAUGUGUCCUAGGAGUUACUACUAUUAUUAUUGAUUCUUCUAAUCUUGAAAAUUAGCGAUGAGUAAUAUUUACACUAAACAUGUUUAAUGGUGACAGUGGCGGACCCAGGAUUUAAGGGUCGUGGGUGCCUCAUUAAAAUUAAUAAAAAUAAAAUCCCUAGCAGAGGUUCGAGCCCA